This is a messenger RNA of Helianthus annuus (common sunflower), 2271 nucleotides long. RefSeq lists its product as uncharacterized. NCBI's taxonomy places the organism in Eukaryota, Viridiplantae, Streptophyta, Magnoliopsida, Asterales, Asteraceae. The coding region runs from base 1 to 2271 and encodes 756 amino acids. The transcript has a single exon. The record is from RefSeq and is a predicted model, not a curated record.
AUGGAUUCCUUCUCGACGGACACAUUUGCCCAACUUGAGAAUGAACUGGAGUCUCAUUGUAGUAGCACUCCACUAGCUGUUUUAAAUUUCUUGCUCAAGUCAAAGUCCCAGGCAGAGAUGGAAAAGAAGUUCAGUAAACCUAUGAUGUGGAUUGGAAUUUAUAUUGCAAUUGCUUCUCUUUUCUGCAUCCUACCAAUGGUGGCUGAUCUAUUGCAUGGUUUCAAAAACAAAAAACUAUGGUUUCCAUGUAAAUACUUUACUCUCAAUGCUGCUUCCCUCACUGUCAUAGCUAUUGCAAUAAAACUACCUAUGGAUCUGAAUAACUCAAUGCCAGGAGAUGUGGACCAGGCCGCAAAGCUUGGAAGCAUGUCAUUUAUGUGCACCAUGAUGGCUAAUUUAUUGCCUUCCCUAGCAAUCAUGGACAGUAAGGAACUUCUCACAAACAUCAUAGCUUUGGCUGUUCUGGUAAUCACCUUGGUUGUAAAUGUGUGCAUUCAAAUAGAAACCGGAGUCGUUCACAAUUGUGAAGAUGGUUAUUACAGUACUCAACCUUAUAACCACUGUUUAAUAGCAUAUAUUUAUGUGACUAUGUUACUCAUGCUGAUGAUGAUGCAUAUAUGUACAUCCUUAAUGAUUCUAAAGUCAAAACAAAUAUUAGAAUCCAAAUACAGAUCAGGUCAUGAAACAGCUGUCAAGGAUCUAGAGUUGCAACAACCAGGAAGAGUAACGGUUGAGAAGCUAAAGCAUUAUGUUAGCAACCAUUGGAUCAUGGCAGAAACUGGCAACCCCCAAUUUAUGACAGUUUGUUAUGCUACAACUUCUGCUUCUGGGGUAAUAUGUGUUUUGAGCAUCGCCGUACAUGUUAUUGUUAUGCGUUUCACAAGACCAACUAUGAAGUUUUAUGGCUCAGAUUAUAAGUGGUCAGUGAUAGCAAUUCUUAUAACACAAUUUACGGGAGUAAUACUGGGUACCGUCGCACCUAUUUCUAGAUGUUUUGCGUCCUUAAGCUUUAAAGUCUCUAUAAAAUGGAUUUGGAACCAUAUGAGGGUCUUUAAAGUUGAGAGCUACUGUACUCAGAAGUUAUCUGACUGGAAGCAGAGUAGCAUACCACUGAAAUUCAGUAGCCGCAGAUGCAAGAUUGUCAUCCAGGAUCUAAAGGUCCUGAUUUUGAGUUUUUGUAUAGGAAUCCAGAAAUCAGUUGUGGCAGCAUGCAAGAUCAUAGCGUUGAUCCCGAUUUUCUUUGUAAUUGGUCUCUUCUGUUGUUUCUAUUGCUGCAAGUGGUUAAAGAUCAUGUUUGGUGCCACGUAUAAUGUGACAGCAGAAAAUCCAGCUCAACUACAACACAGUAAAGAUCUCAGCGAUUAUGUUUUGCAACUUCAAAAUGAUAUGGAGCUUGCUCAAAGAACAUUGAAAAGCAUUUCAAUAUCUGUGAACCAUGUGAUCCAAAAGGCUAAAAAGCAGAAGCCUAACAAUUUGCUGAAGCUUAUAGAGGAAUCCAGCAGUUUUGAAGGAGUUGGAAAGUAUGACGUGCAUCAAGUCCCACCUUUACCGGAAGAAAAAUAUGUGGACUGCUGGAGCUUACCAGUAGUAACCCUGACAGCCAUAGCCAUAUCUCUUCCUAACAUCCAGAACAACAUGGUCAAUCGGUUGCUAAGGAGUGUAAGCGAAGGUCUUACAUAUGUUAAACAUGUGGAAGAAACCCUCAAUGCUAGUGAAGAGUUUGUAAGCGGUCAAAAGGCUGCCAGAGCGUUGUGGCUAGAAGUUGAUGUUUACCACAAAUGGCUAGGAAACAAGUUGCAGAACCCUGCUCAUCAAGUUAAUACAACUAAAGAGAUCGUUCAGUGGUUCAGUGAUACAGCAAAAAACAUGAUCACUGAAGUAGAAAUUAAGAAUAAGAAAGGCUCAGAUGAUAGUUCAGUCUACAUGUCGGUUUCUGCCAACUCAAUGUACCGUAUCACCCAAACGCUCCUAGUUUCCUACGAUGCCAACAUAGACCAGGUUAGCCAAGAGGAGCUGUUUGUGAAAUUAUCAUCAAUGAUCUCUCACAUAUUGGCUGCUUGUCUCACCAACUUACCCCAAGUCAUAGCAAUGAAAUGCCACACAAGUGUCAUAGAGAAAAGGGAGGAGAGUGUACAUACUGCAGCCCGACUUCUUGGUGAGACUAUGCAGAUAAUCAAUUGCCUUAAAGAUCGCACACUCCCAAGCUUAAAUCCUGAUGAGUUGCCAUUUAUUGACAAGUGGCAUGAUUGUUUUCUUCAUCCUUCUCCUUGA